UUUUCGACUCGUGACAAUAUUAAAGUUGAUCGUUGUCAUGGAUUCACUUCCGUUUGAACACUGCUAUUCCUUAUCAUCAACAUGAAGGCAUCGGUGGCAGAAUCUCCGGUUGUACUUUUCAGUCUGGUUUUAUUUCUUGUCUCUGAUGUCGUGGCCGGGAUUUGGGGUGAGAAGUGUGGGACAAAGAAUUGUUUCUAUGGUUAUCAUUGCUGCAGCGAUUCCACAGGAUACUGUUGUCCCGAUGGUUUCAUCUGCAGUGGCGCCAUCUGCAUCAACUUAGCAGUCAUCAUCGCUCCCAUUGUCAUCGGCGUGAUCGUUAUUGUGGUCAUUGUUAUCAUUGUCAUCGCCUGCAAAAAGAAAAGAGCCCAGGGCGUCGUGAUUGCUCCUGCAGCCGGCACGACUGUUGCAUACAAUGUCCAUCAGCAGACGACACAGUAUGGACAGAUGCCGACACAAUAUGGACAACCUCAACCGGCAAACUACCCGUAUGGAUAUCCUGCACAACAGGGUUACUCCAGUAACCCCCUACCCCAAGAUCCGCCCAUCUAUCCCGGGCAACCUCAGUCCUCAUCCGGUCCAGCUUACCCUCCCGCACCUGCAACUACUGAAUAUAAACAAUGAAAUCGAUCAGUGCUAAAUGGACCAAUCAACAUUCGCGGAUCCAUAAGAAUAUUUUCGCUGUACAGUAACACUGUUGAAAUUCAAGUUAAUGAUUUUUAAAUGCACUUAGAUAUUUUACAUAGUUGAACUUUGUAUAUUCACUUUUAUUUUAAAAUUUUACACUAAUAUGACAGAGUGCAAUUGCGCUUUCACCCCCAAAUACAUCAUUUUGUGAAAAGAAGUUUUGUUGCAAUAUGGAUGGAUUAAUCCCCGUAUGAUAAAACAUCAGAAAACGUUUGUCACUAGGAUGGAGGCCAAACAAGGAAAUUGAUUUUAAAAAGUCGAUUUAUUUUUUUCAAACCGAUUUUAUUAGAUAGUAUGCUCAUGUUACUUGUUGCUGAUUAAAUAUUUUCCAUAUUUUACGGCUGCCUCCCGACAUAACGCUAAUAAUUAGGAUGUUAGUUGUCUUGUACGUUGAUACAGUUAUUACUAUGUAUAUAUUUUUAAAAUAAAGUAUAUUGUUAUUUCAUUUAA
Molecule: messenger RNA, 1134 nt
Organism: Ostrea edulis (European flat oyster)
Lineage: Eukaryota; Metazoa; Mollusca; Bivalvia; Ostreida; Ostreidae
Product: protein shisa-5-like
Exons: 4
Coding region: 82-621 (179 amino acids)
Source: RefSeq, a predicted model, not a curated record